Molecule: messenger RNA, 3315 nt
Organism: Cercopithifilaria johnstoni
Lineage: Eukaryota; Metazoa; Nematoda; Chromadorea; Rhabditida; Onchocercidae
Source: the annotation of a GenBank genome assembly
AUGGGCAGCGAUAUUUGUGCGUGUGCGGAUGAAAGGGAGGGAGUGGGUGGAUGGGGUAAGGGAUACGAUUGGGUAGGUUUGUAUGCUUUUGACGGAGUUAGUUGCCGAAUGGCAAAGGGGGAGGAGGAGGAAGUGAAACCAUCGUCAAGUGAUGCGAUCAUUGCAUCAUUGAUCAACGAAGUACGAAAAACGAAUGAGCCUUUCGAUGUGAAAAGUUUAAUUGGAGGAAAAAUUGAAGUUGCAACGAAAAGAGAAGUAGAAAGUGAUGGGAGCCUUUCAUCCGUACACGAAUAUAGCAAAAAAUCAAAGCGUCACAGGGACAAAAAAUCUAAAAAGAGCAAGAAGUCAAAGUAUAAAUUACGAUCAAAGUCGAAGUCACCAUCGCGCAAGAAAAAGAAACAUCGAAGUCGCAGUCGUUCUGCAAGUGUAGGAGAGAAAAUUUGUCAUGAAAGUUUUCAGAAGUUUGUUAAUUAUACUAUACCACCGUCUGUUGAAGCAGUUAUGGAAAAGAUCUCAGAUGAUGAAGAUGAUCUUCCUGUUGGUGCAGACUUCCUCAGUGUUAAUGCUAGCAGUUCAAAAAUGGAUAGAAAAACUGCGCUAUUUCAAGAUAUUUCUAGUGCUGCACAAAAUAAAACAAAAGAAUUUAAUGUUAAUGAAGAAGUGUUUCCUUUGGCUAAGAAGAAAAAGAAGUCUGAAAGUCCACCUGUAUUGAAAAAGCCACGACCUUUAUCGGAAAUACUAGCGAAGGUGCGAGCAGAAAGAGACAAUACAUUUGUACCACGUAAUAUCAAAUUGAAGCAAGAAAACGGAAAAAGUGUUAGCGGGUCAACUACAGGUGCAGUUAGUCAUACAAUUCCAAAGAGCGAUGAUAGUAGGCAUGAUGACGUUGAGUAUGGACCUAGACCACUGGAAGCUCUUGGGACACAGCCAAUCUCUGAGGACGAGGAUGAAUUGCUAUUAUCGCCUCUUAAAAUUAAACGUACUGAAACUUCAAAAUCCAUUAAAAUUGCCACCAUAAGCAAGGUACUAUUCAGUGAUGAGAGAAGAGGUCAGAUGGGAAAGGAUGGAGAAAUUCCAGUAAGCGAUGCAAGUGCGGGACCUUCUUUUUCAAAUGAUGACAAUGUUGACGAAUUGAUUGCUGAAAAACAUUUGAGAUCGGAACGAGGAAUGAGUGGAAAUGAAAGUGAGACAAGAAGAAAAACAGAUGAAAAGAAAAGAAAAAAAGAAAAGAAAGACAAGAAGUACGGGAAACGGUAUUCAAAGCGCAGCAGUUCGUUAUCAUCAGAUAGUGAAAAGGAAUGGAAACUUUUAGAAAAAAAAAAUAAAGUGAAAGGGCAUUUACGAUUCUCAGGACGAGAAUUUGACAAAGUUCGUAGGCGGCCUGGUAGUCUUUAUGUACAGUCGUAUUACGUAGAUAGUAACAAAAGAGUGCAUGAAGGUUCGAAAUGGCAAUGGAAUCGUGGAGAAAAAGAUGCCAAAGAAAGAACUAGUGCACUUCCUAUACACACACGUUCAAAAGGGUGGAGGCAAAUUCGCUCUGUGAGAAGCCCUUAUUCGGAGCGUAAGCGAAAAAGAUCACCAUCAAGUUCAUGUUCACGUUCACAUUCACGCACAAGGUCGUUAUCAGGUACUUCCUCACGAAGCUCGCAUUCAUCUCACUAUCGUAAAGUCCGAAGCUCAUAUCGUACUCAUAAUCAUUAUCAUUAUCACCGUGAUCGAGAAAGUAACAGUAAGCGGAGAAGUGAUGAUGAAUCAAGUGAUCAUAAAAUUGACAAAAAGAAAUUGCUGGAGAUUGCACAAAGAAAUGCCGCUCAGAUGGCUCAACUUGGUUAUUUACCGAAUGCCCCACUUGAAGCAAAAGCUCAACUGAAAGCAGGCGGACAAUCUGUAGAUCAACUUGUUGAUUUUUGUCAGAAAUUACAACGGUCACAAGAUAAGGCUGUACGUCGUGAAAAAGGUGAAUUAGUAUCGAGUGAUGAAGACUUAGCGCCGAGAAAGAAAAAAGGCGAAGAUGAUACUGAUUUCUUGAAACAUCCAUUUGCUUUGAAACCUACUGCUCCAAUCACUAUUAACAUUCCGAACUCGAUUCCACUUCCAAUUAAAACACCUGCACAAAGGACUUUAGAAGAAAGUCAGUUACGCAUUACUUAUCCAGUUUCUUCAGGGGCUCAACACCGAGAAAGAGAUAAUGGAUGGACACCGGUUAAAAAGGAAGAAGUACCAUCAGUGUGCAGUCCAGCACAGAAGGCAAAAUUGGCUGCAAUUCCCAAGGAGAAAGAGAAGGUUUUCAAUACAUUUGAAAUCGUAGCUGCCGAAUCAUUCGUGUUACCACCACCCCCAACACCGCCGAUAUUGGCGUCGUUUACACAGUCUGCUUCUUCUUUGUUGAAUUUGCCUCCACCCCCACCACCACCUGAUUUGUUUUCUGGUUCUUACAACACUUCACAUCAACAAAAUAAGUCUCCUUCUCUUGGCCUAAACUAUGGUAAUGUUGUCACAGUACCAGAGGAAGAAUCUGUAUUCAGGGAACCAGAACCCCUCCAUCAUACGCCGGCAAAUGUUGGCAGGGUGAUGGCAAAACGAAUAAAAGCAAGUAAGCUGUUAGCGAAAGAUCCGAAUGAUUAUGAAGCAAGACACCUGUUGAAAGAAGCUGAUGAUCAGGCAACUUUUUCUAUUAUCCAGAUAAUAACGGUUGUGAAAAAUGGUGAAUCCACUUUACAGAUAAGAGCUUGGGCUGAGAGUAAAAAGAAUUUGCCAGCAAAAUGUACUGGAUCCACUGGCGUGAAUAUAUUGAAGACUGAUCAGCUUGGCCUGGAUGAUCCGCGCUUCAGUGUUUGGGCAAAAAAGGAUUUUUUGAAGCAGACGAGUGCUGUGAACAGUGGUGUAGGUUUAAAAUUAAUGCAGAAGAUGGGUUGGACACCUGGUGAAGGUCUUGGAAAAGGGAGAGAUGGUCCUCUUGAGCCUCUGGUUUUGGAUAUCAAAUCGGACAGGAAAGGUUUGGUGGCAACAGAAGAACUUCCAGAAUCGAAGAAGUUACGUCCGAGUUCUGGAAAAAACUUCUCUGGGAAACAUCCGGUAUCUAUUCUUAUGGAACUUUGCUCAAAAAAACGAUGGCAUGCUCCACAGUUCACAUGUUUGGAAAGUGGGCCGUCAAAUAAUCGUAGAUUUCUAUGGAAGGCUGUUGUUAAUGGUGUUGAAUAUCAACCAUCUAUUCCAUCAACCAGUAAAAAGAUUGGGAAGGCUCAAGCAUGUCAGGUCGUUCUGCAGUCUUUGGGUCUGAUUCCGCGCGAUCCGUCAUUACCAGUUGUUUUGUGA